Messenger RNA from Abrus precatorius (Indian licorice), 4498 nucleotides. Its product is annotated as phytosulfokine receptor 2-like. The transcript has a single exon. The record is from RefSeq and is a predicted model, not a curated record. Gene Ontology annotation, biological process: protein phosphorylation. Gene Ontology annotation, molecular function: protein kinase activity; protein binding; ATP binding. Bases 915 to 4085 code for a protein of 1056 amino acids. Lineage: Eukaryota; Viridiplantae; Streptophyta; Magnoliopsida; Fabales; Fabaceae.
GUCUUCCUCUAGAUUCUAUCUAUCACUGUUUUGGUUUGAAAAUCAGAGAGCAGCUGACAGCUAUCCCCCUUUGACAAAAUAAGUGGGAAAAAAAAUCAAAAUCUUGGAAGAUGAACGAUAAAAAAAAGAUAUAAAUAAAAAAGGGGUUUGGUUUGGAAACUGAAGCGGACCCGUUUGAUGAAAGUUUGUUGAGAUUAGGUUCUCUGGCCACUGUUGUUGGCUACCCUUUUCUUUAUUCUUCUUCUUCAGUUAACCUUUGAGCUUAAAUUUCAAACCUUUUCUGGUUUCUGGCAUCCCAAGUAAACAAAGACUUCAUUUUUGUGUACUUUCUCUGGGGGUGGUGUGAGUCUUGAGGGGUGGUGUUGAGUGGAGUUCUAAGCAAUUUCAGGAUAUGGGUUUUUGUUUGUUGGGUCAAAGAUCUUACAUUUCAGGUGGGGACUGAGGGAUCUCACAGCCUCUACUUGUGUAUUGAUUAUUGUUUCACUUUCUUUUUUUAAUGGCCACUGUUGUUUGCUUCAUUCACAAGCUGUUGUCUUAUGGUCCCUUUUCUACUUUCUUUGGUGUUUGGGGAUAUGGGAUAUAAGUAUCUUCAUUUGGGAAUCCUAUAUCUUGCUUCAAGGCUGGUGUUUCUGAACCUUCUUUCAGAUUGAGUUAAGGGGUUUUUCUCCACUGUCUAGAUCUCUUGUUCUUGGGAUUUGGUUUUGGUGGGGAUUGGUGAUCUAAAUCUUUUCCUUGAAAUUGGUGUUUUACCUUCCAAGGUGCAAGCUGUUAGUCGCAGUUUGAGGGUUGAAAGUUUUGGAGCUGUGAUUAGAAGUUACUUCACUCAAGUUUCUACUCAGUGAUACUUGCUUCUGCUGUUUUCAUGGGAGCUUAACCUUGAUUCUGAGGUUAGCACAUUAGUUUUUGUUUCAGCAAUGAUGCUGCUCAGAUGUUUCUCAGUGAUACUUUUGCAGUGGUGUGUCUUAGCUUGCUUACUUUGCUUGUCUCUGGGUCUUAGCAACCAAACCACAUCCUGUGACCCUCAUGAUUUAUCAGCCCUAAAGGAGUUUGCAGGAAAGCUUACAAGUGGCUCUAUCAUCACAGCAUGGUCCAAUGACAGUGUCUGUUGCAACUGGGUUGGAGUUGUUUGUGAUAAUGUGACUGGUGGUAAUGGAGCAGGUGCUAGUACUAGUAGAGUGACCAGGUUGAUUCUGCCUGAAAUGGGUCUCAGUGGGACAAUUUCACCCUCUUUAGCACAGCUAGAUCAGCUCAUUGUGCUGAAUUUUUCAUACAAUCAUCUUAAAGGUGAAUUGCCUGUGGAGUUCUCCAAGUUAAAGCAGUUGAAGUUUCUUGAUGUGAGCCAUAAUAUGCUGUCAGGAUCUGUUGCUGGAACUCUUUCUGGUUUGCAAUCAAUUGAAAUAUUGAACAUUUCUAGUAAUUCACUUUCUGGAGUUCUCUUCCAGUUUGGGGAAUUUCCACGUCUCCUUGCUCUCAACAUGAGUAACAAUUCAUUCACUGGCAGAUUCAACUCUCAAAUUUGCAGUUCUUCCAAGGGUCUUCUCACCCUUGAUUUAUCUGCAAAUCAAUUUGAUGGUGAUCUUGAAGGUUUGGACAACUGCACCACAUCUCUCCGACAGUUGCAUUUGGAUUCCAAUUCAUUUUCUGGCCCUAUUCCAGAUUCCUUGUAUUCAAUGUCAACCUUGGAGGAACUCUCAGUCUCUGCCAACAAUUUAUCUGGCCAGUUAAGCAGGCAACUCAGUAAGCUCUCUAAUCUAAAAGCUUUAGUGGUUUCUGGGAACAGGUUUUCAGGGGAAAUCCCAAAUGUGUUUGGGAACCUUUUGCAGCUAGAAGAAUUUGUAGCACAUGCCAAUUUAUUUUCUGGAUCGUUGCCUUCCACCUUGGCUUUAUGCACUAAACUUAGGGUGCUUGAUCUUCGAAAUAACUCCUUGUCAGGUCUUAUUGAUCUUAAUUUCACUGGCUUGUCUAAUCUUCAAACACUUGACCUUGCUACUAAUCAUUUCAUUGGACCCCUUCCAAAUUCCCUGUUCAAGUGCAGUGAAUUGAAAGUUUUAAGCCUUGCUAGGAAUGGUUUAACUGGCCCUAUACCUGAAAAUUAUGCCAACCUCACGUCACUUUUAUUUGUAUCCUUGUCAAACAACAGCAUUGUGAACUUGUCAAGGGCGGUGUCUGUUCUGCAGCAGUGCAAAAACCUCACCACUCUUAUCCUCACCAAAAAUUUUCAUGGUGAGGAAAUUCAAGAAAGUGUGUCAGCAAGAUUUGAGAAUCUAAUGAUUUUAGCACUUGGAUAUUGUGGUCUUAAAGGCCAUAUUCCUUCUUGGCUAUCAAAUUGCAGAAAAUUGGCCGUCCUUGAUUUGUCUUGGAACCAUUUGAAUGGUAGUAUUCCUUCUUGGAUUGGUCAGAUGGACAAUUUGUUCUAUUUGGAUUUCUCAAAUAAUUCUCUCUCUGGAGAAAUACCAAAAAGUUUGACAGAGUUGAAGGGCCUCAUGUGUUCAAAUUGUAGUAGAUCUAAUCUUUCUGCUUUUGCAUUCAUUCCUCUCUUUGUUAAGAGAAACACAAGUGCGAGUGGGCUGCAAUAUAACCAGGCCUCAAGCUUCCCUCCUUCAAUUCUUCUGAGCAAUAACAUAUUAACUGGAAAUAUUUGGCCUGAUAUUGGUCAACUGAAAGCACUGCAUGUCGUAGAUUUAAGCAGGAACAACAUCACUGGUCCCAUUCCCAGCACUAUUUCAGAGAUGAAGAACUUGGAAUCAUUAGAUUUAUCUUACAAUGAUCUCUCUGGAGAAAUCCCUCCAUCAUUUAACAACCUCACAUUCUUAUCAAAGUUCAGUGUGGCAUAUAAUCGCUUACAAGGACCAAUUCCAACCGGGGGACAGUUUUUAAGCUUCCCUAGUUCAAGCUUUGAGGGAAACCUGGGGCUUUGUAGGGAAAUUGAUUCUCCCUGCAAAGUUGUCAACAAUGUGACGCCCAACAUUUCUUCUGGUUCAUCCAGAAAACUUGGUAAAAGCAAUGUCCUUGGCAUAACAAUCAGUAUAGGGAUAGGGCUUGCACUGCUGCUUGCAAUUAUUCUGCUAAGAAUGUCAAAGAGGGAUGGGGAUAAGCCUGUUGAUAACUAUGAUGAGGAACUCAAUAGCAGGCCACACAGGUUUUCUGAAGCACUUGUUUCUUCAAAGUUGGUGCUUUUUCAGAACUCUGAUUGUAAGGACCUCACAGUUGCAGAUUUGGUAAAAUCCACAAACAAUUUCAACCAGGCAAAUAUUAUUGGUUGUGGUGGGUUUGGUCUUGUCUACAAGGCAUACCUUCCAAAUGGUACAAAAGCAGCUGUCAAGAGACUUUCAGGGGACUGUGGUCAGAUGGAACGUGAAUUCCAAGCUGAACUAGAGGCCCUCUCAAGAGCUCAACACAAGAACCUUGUUUCUCUUAAAGGUUAUUGCCGGCAUGGUAGUGACAGAUUGCUAAUCUACUCAUACUUAGAGAAUGGAAGCUUGGAUUAUUGGCUACAUGAGUGUGUGGAUGAAAAUUCAGCUCUAAAAUGGGAUGCAAGGCUCAAUAUUGCACAAGGCGCUGCUCGUGGAUUAGCUUACUUGCAUAAGGGGUGUGAUCCAUACAUAGUGCAUCGAGAUAUUAAAUCUAGCAACAUACUUUUGGAUGAUAAGUUUGAAGCUCAUUUGGCUGAUUUUGGUCUCUCAAGGCUACUUCAACCUUAUGAUACUCAUGUUACAACAGAUUUAGUAGGAACUUUAGGAUAUAUUCCUCCAGAAUAUAGUCAGACACUGACAGCAACCUUCAGGGGUGAUGUUUAUAGUUUCGGUGUUGUUCUUCUUGAGCUGCUUACUGGUCGAAGGCCUGUAGAAGUCAUCAAGGGGAAAAAUUGCAGAAAUCUGGUAUCUUGGGUGUUUCAAAUGAAAUUUGAGCAUAAGGAGCAGGAAGUUUUUGAUCCAGCCAUUUGGCAGAAGGAUCAUGAGAAACAGCUGUUGGAGGUGCUUGCCAUUGCAUGUAAAUGUCUAGACCAAGAUCCCAGGCAGAGACCCUCUAUGGAAGUAGUUGUUUCAUGGCUUGAUAGUGUAAGAUUUGAUGGCUCUCAACAGUGAUCUUUUGCAUUUGUGUCCUUAUAUUUGGGCUUUGGUUGGUGUAUCAUUGACAACACAGUUGUAAAGCAAGUUUGUUGUAUGAAGGUGGAAUGUUAUUUGAUUCGGCUACUGCCUUUUUUUUAGUCCGUUAGUUCAUUAAUAUAGAUAGGUGUAAUAUGUAUAAAAUGAUAAUUUUGGCAAUUAGAUUAUCUUGCACUAAACAACAUAUAUAUAUGUAUCUCUUUUGCUGUUUAUAACUUAUGGCCCAUUGCAAGUGAUUUUAAUGUUAUGUCGUAGUCCCACUGUGCCAUGCAUGUGCAUGUGAUGCAUGGUAGGUAUGACAAAAAUGACUUGUUAACCUUCCAAAUCUAGGUGUCUUUAUGUAUCAGGUUGACUUGUUAACCUGGUCUAAAUCAAUCUCAAUUUUGGAUUUU